ACAGAGCACAACCAAACAAAUGAACCGCAAGCGUACUCCUCCUUUGAAAACACUCGCUGUAAUUUGACUGUAUCUUUCAUUUCACCAGACAGAAGGUCUGUAAUUCUAAGUGGUUCUGUGAAUCUUCUGAUCAAGAGAGAAUGGGACAGGAUUUAGGCUAAAGCAAAACAGUUGCCUGUUACUUUAGGGGAAAAGGAAUCAUGACUGUUGUACCUGCAUCAGGAGGUGUUGCAGUCCCACCCCAAAUGUCUCCAAUAAUGGAAGUGGACACAGAGGAGGACAAUGAAGACCCAAUUCCAACUCCAAGUGCAGGACGUGUAUUUAACAUAAACAACAGCAACAACAAUGAAGAGGAAGACAAAAAGAAAAAGAAAAAGGAGAAAAAAGAAAAGAAGGAGAAGAAAGAGAAAAAAGAAAAGAAAGAGAAGAAAGAAAAAACUGAGAAGAAUCCAAAGGAUGAAAAAGAAAAAGAAAAUGAAAAAGAAAAGGAAAAAGAAAAGGAAAAGGAAAAGGAAAAAGAGAAGGAAAAGGAAAAGGAAAAGGAGAAAGAAAAAGAUAAAGAUAAAAAGGAAGGGCCUAAGGAGGUGUUCGUGAUUAACCCAGCGGGACUCCUGUACUACCAAUGGCUGCUUAUAAUCACAAUUCCCGUCAUGUACAAUUGGACAGCCAUAAUUGCAAGAGCCUGCUUUGAGGAGCUACAGCACAAUUAUCUCCUGAUAUGGUUCUUCCUGGACUACACCUCCGACCUGCUUUAUUUGGCUGACAUGGCCUUCAGAUCACGAACAGGUUACCUGGAACAGGGCUUACUAGUCAAAGACGAAAAGCUCCUUCUUCAGCGGUAUAAAGACAGUCUCCAGUUCCGGAUUGAUGUCAUCUCUAUGCUUCCCACGGACAUCUUCUACUUCGUUUUAGGGUUAGACUACCCAGAGAUCCGCAUAAACAAGCUGCUCCGCCUCAACCGCAUGUUUGAGUUCUUCACAAUCUCAGAAACCAUGACCAACUACCCCAACAUCUUCCGAAUCUGCACUUUGAUCAUGUAUAUCAUCAUCAUCAUCCACUGGAACGCAUGCCUCUACUUCUCCUUCUCCAAGGCCAUCGGGUUCGGAUCAGAUGCAUGGGUGUAUCCAUCUCUCACCGAAGAUGAGUUCGGAGAGCUUGGGCGAAAAUAUUCCUUCAGCCUCUACUGGUCCACUCUUACCCUCACCACCAUCGGGGAGACGCCGUCUCCAGAGCUAGACUCUGAAUUCCUCUUUCAUGUGGUUGACUUCCUGGUGGGUGUCUUGAUCUUCGCCACCAUUGUGGGUAACAUUGCUACAAUGAUCUCAAAUAUGAACGCGGCCCAGGCUCAGUUUCAAGCCAGGAUUGAUAACAUCAAGCAGUACAUGCACGCGCGGCAUGUCAGCAAGGAUCUUGAGAUCCGUGUCAUCAAGUGGUUUGACUUCCUGUGGACUAACAAGAAAGCACAAGAUGAACGAGAGGUUCUGAGGUACCUGCCAGACAAGUUACGGGCAGAGAUAGGCAUGAACGUGCACUUAGAUACCCUCAAGAAGGUGCGGAUCUUUGCCGACUGUGAAGCAGGGCUGCUAAUCGAGUUGGUGUUGAAGCUUCGCCCACAAGUCUUCAGUCCCGGUGACUACAUCUGUCGCAAGGGCGAUAUUGGUCGGGAGAUGUACAUCAUAAAGGAUGGCAAACUCGCUGUUGUGGCUGACGAUGGUGUCACUCAAUUUGUUGUCCUCGGCGAUGGAAGCUACUUUGGAGAAAUCAGCAUUCUAAACAUCAAGGGCAGCAAGGCUGGGAACCGUAGAACGGCCAAUAUCCGAAGCAUAGGAUACUCCGACCUCUUCUGCCUGUCCAAAGAUGAUCUGAUGGAGGCUUUGACUGAAUAUCCAGAGGCUAAGGCCAUGCUGGAGGACAAAGGGAGACAGAUUCUGCUGAAGGAUGGUUUGUUGGAGCUGGACCCUGCGAAACUGAAGCCAGACGAGAGGGACUUGGAGGACCGUGUGAACCGAGUGUACAGCACGAUGCAACUCAUGCAGACCAAAGUGAAGAAGCUGCUGGCCGAACACGAGGAAACGCGAAAGGAAAUCAAACGGCGGAUUGCUCAGAUAGAGCGCUUCGCUGGAGAGGUGGUGGAGGAUGAAGAUGAAGAGGAGGAGAUGGAAAAGAAGGAAGAAACGGAGGAGCAAAAGAAAGAGGAAGAGCCAGAGAAAGAGAAGUUAGAAGAAGACAAGGAAAAGACGGAAGAAAAAGAGGAGGAAAAAACGGAGGAAGCAACCAAAGAGGAAAAGAAAGAUGAGGAGCCAUAGGAUAAAACCUUAUGAGACCAUUUCAUAAUAAAAGAGAAAAUAAAAUCUUAUUGUCCUUAGUAACUCUACUUUGAAUUUGUUGAUUCACUGGAUGCAAAAUGUCUUGUGCAGCCAAUAAAUUCUUAUGAAGGCAACAAAAGAUUUAU
Carassius auratus (goldfish) is the source of this 2452-nucleotide messenger RNA. RefSeq names its product cyclic nucleotide-gated channel rod photoreceptor subunit alpha-like. The transcript is spliced from 7 exons. The record is from RefSeq and is a predicted model, not a curated record. Gene Ontology annotation, cellular component: intracellular cyclic nucleotide activated cation channel complex; plasma membrane. Gene Ontology annotation, biological process: monoatomic cation transmembrane transport. Lineage: Eukaryota; Metazoa; Chordata; Actinopteri; Cypriniformes; Cyprinidae. Bases 201 to 2306 code for a protein of 701 amino acids. Gene Ontology annotation, molecular function: cGMP binding; intracellularly cAMP-activated cation channel activity; protein-containing complex binding.